CAUUGCCAGGCUGUGGGUGAAUGAUUUCUGAAGACGUGGAGGUGUGAGGCAGCUGGUCUUUGCGGUCAGCCAUCACACAGCUCCCAAAAGGGUGGAAGGUUGACUUCUCAUCCGGCUCCGGCAGGUCUCCGAACAGGAACGGCAGACGUUCUCAUCUCCCACCCAGGCCCAUCUUGGGAACAAGAUCUGGGAACCAUAUACAGUUCAGCUUCAAGCUUCGACUUACUUGUAGCUUGAGAGACUCAAAGCCUCCUCAACAGCACCCCCACAGAGAAAGCAUUUUGACUACUGCACCUAGCCAUCUCCCGUCUCCCCCAUGGCCCUAACAAUGCUGAAUGGGCUCCUGAUUAAGGACUUGAGCCCACCCAUGCUUCUGCACCAGGUUAGCAAGACUCCCCAGUUGGAUACCUUCAACUUCCAGAGCUGCUUUAUGCAGGGUGUCUUUGCCCAUUUCCCUGAGAUCUUAUUUAUCCACAGGACCUAUAACCCAAGGGGCAAAGUGUUAUAUACCUUCCUGGUGGAUGGACCUCGGGUGCAGCUGGAGGGUCAUCUUGCCCGGGUAGUCUACUUCGCCAUCCCUGCCAAGGAGGAUGCUGAAGGCCUGGCCCAGAUGUUCCAAGUGUUCAAGAAGUUUAACCCAGCAUGGGAGAGAGUUUGUACCAUUCUGGUGGAUCCCCACUUCCUUCCACUGCCCACCCUGGCCAUGGAGUUCCCCACAGCUGAGGUCCUGCUCUCAGCCUUCCACAUUUGUAAGUUCCUCCAGGGCAAGUUCUAUCAGCUGUCCCUCGAACGGCCUGUGGAAAGGGUGCUACUGACUUCCCUGCAGAGCACAAUGUGCUCAGCCACGGCAGGCAACCUGAGGAAGUUGUAUAUGCUCCUGAGCAACUGCAUCCCCCCAGCCCAGCUGCCUGAGCUCCAUUCACACUGGCUGCUCAACGACCGCAUCUGGCUGGCCCACCGCUGGAGAAGCCGAGCUGAGAGCAGCCACUACUUCCAGAGCCUCGAGGUUACCACCCGUGUCCUCAGCCAGUUCUUUGGCACCACCCCUUUUGAGAAACAAGGCAUGGCCUCUCUGUUCAGAUACAUGCAGCAGAACUCUGGAGACAAGGCAAGCUUCAACCUGUGCCUGAGUCUCCCAAAUAAUCAUGCCCCCUCAGAUGCUAGCCCUGAGAGCCCCAAGUUGGAGCAGGUGGUAGAAUCCCGCAUCCAGCACUCCCUCAAUGCCAUCUGCACAGGGCCAGCAGCCCAGCUCUGCCUGGGAGAGCUUGCUGUGGUCCAGAAAUCCAUGCACCUCAUUGGCUCUGGCUCAGAAAAGAUGAACAUACAGAUCCUAGAAGACACCCACAAGGUCCAGCCCCAGCCCCCUGCCAGCUGCAGCUGCUACUUUAACCAGGCCUUCCACCUACCCUGCCGCCACAUACUUGCCAUGCUUAAUUCUCGCCAGCAGGUGCUCCAGCCCAACAUGCUGCCAGCUCAGUGGACAGCAGGCUGUGCCACCAGUCUAGAUGGCAUCCUGGGCAGCAAGUGGAGUGAGACCCUGGAUAAGCACCUGGCAGUGACUCUCCUCACUGAGGAGGUGGGUCGGCUCUUGCAGCACUGCAGCCAGGAGGAGUUUGAGCGGAGGUACGGCACCCUGCGGGAACUGGCCGACAGCUGGAUCGGCCCUUAUGAGCAGGUCCAACUCUGAUUACUCUUGAUGCCCAGAGAUGUUCAUGCAUGUGUACACAUUCACAUCCACCCGCACACAAGCAUACACGUGUUCACACUGUUAUACUUCCAUGGGCCCUCCUUCCAGAAUUUAAGAAGGACAAGUGUCUUCUAUUUUACUGUAGCCUGCUACCUAGAAUGUGUCUAGUUCUGUAAGACAGGAGUCAGCAAAUCUUUUCUGUAAAGGGCCCAACAGUAAAGAUUUAAUUUGGCCACAUACAGUUUCUGUUGUAUAUUCUUGAUUUUGUUUUGAUAACCUUUUUAUAAAAUAACCAUUCUUAACUCCAGGGUCUUAAAAAAACAGGUGACCACUGGUCUAAGAUACGAGAUAAGACAUUGGGUGGUGAGGUUGAGGGCUGGAGCUUGGUAACAGCUGCCCUAGUCAUGAGAUGACUCACCUGACCCAUCUCCUGUGAAUGAGCUGGCCUGGGAGGGAGACUUCCCACAGAAGAAGAGGCCCCUCAGGGGAGGUGGCUCAGCCAGGCUCCCAACAUUUUUCCCCCUGCCCCAUCCUAGGGUCAAUAAAAUUGAAU
Cynocephalus volans (Philippine flying lemur) is the source of this 2240-nucleotide messenger RNA. It is a transcript of the gene ZSWIM1, whose product is annotated as zinc finger SWIM-type containing 1. Gene Ontology annotation, molecular function: zinc ion binding. The transcript has 2 exons. NCBI's taxonomy places the organism in Eukaryota, Metazoa, Chordata, Mammalia, Dermoptera, Cynocephalidae. The record is from RefSeq and is a predicted model, not a curated record. Bases 317 to 1687 code for a protein of 456 amino acids.